This is a messenger RNA of Prorocentrum cordatum, 652 nucleotides long. NCBI's taxonomy places the organism in Eukaryota, Dinophyceae, Prorocentrales, Prorocentraceae. The record is from the annotation of a GenBank genome assembly.
AGGGCCUCCUGCAGGGAGCACGGGCUGGUCCCGUUCGUGGCCGAGGUGAUCUCCGGGUCGCCUGGCCUGGUGCAGUUUGGCCCCGCAGUACAGCUGCGCCUGGACGACAUGCAGUGGGUGGAGAAGAACUGGAGCCCCUUCAGGUGGGAGCCAAUGGGGCGUCCCCGCGACGAGAGGCUGAUGAUGGUGUACAGCAUCCAUCCCCACAGGAUUGUCGAGGUGGACCCAGGGAGCGGCGAGACGCAGUUCUUCUGCAGCACGCCGUCCGCGCCCGUGGCGCAGCUCUUCCACAAGUACGGCUGGGACCCCAGGGGAGCACACGGAGGGGCAGGAGUGGUGGCGCUGAAGGACUCCGACGGGAAGGCCUACUUCCUCUCGGUGUUCCACCACAUCACCGACUGGCAAGACGGCGAGGAGUACUUCAACUUCCCCUACAAGUUCGCGCCGGAGCCUCCGUUCCAGAUCCUGGACGUUGGGCGCCCGAUUGAGCUCAAGACGAAGGUGAACCCCAUGAACGGGGGCAAAAUCCAGUUUGUCAGCUCUCUGGCGGUGUUCCAGGGGCAGCUCCACGUCGGCUACAACGCUGGUGACACCGAGUCCCGCAUUCUUCAGAUUCCUCUGGAUAAGUUGGAGAAGACGUACUUUUCGAAGU